UGGUAUCCCCAUAAAAAGUUUGUGAAUGAAAAUGGACAAAUUUGAUGAGCUUUACCAGUGUUUGAAGGAAGGGAAAGAUCAAAUAUUGUUUCUUUGAAUGGAAAAUUAGUAGUGCUUUUAAUCAAAGAAUGGACUUCUCACUGGUUGAAACUUGAAUGUUCUUAGCGGAACUCUGAAGCAAGGGAUCGAAAUGAAAGCAAGCAGGGGCAGUUUGGUGGCCAAAAGAUUUAAUCCUGUAAAUUGGAGGAGAGAGGGAAGCCUUGACUCUGGUUAAUUAUAUACGUAAACAUACAAAGAUGAGUCGCAGAAAUGGUCCCAAGCUUGAGUUGAAGCUGAACCUAUCACCUCCAAGGCUUAAUCCAAGAGUGGAAUCACCAAGCCGAUCAGCUAUCGUGUCACCGACAUCUCCUCCAAGCUCAUGCGUGUCAUCAGAGAUGAACCAGGACGUUGACACUAGCACUGUCAGAUACUCAAGCAGCCCUGAGACAACAUCAAUGGUGCUGGUAGGGUGCCCAAGGUGCCUGAUGUACGUGAUGCUGUCAGAGGAUGACCCUAAAUGCCCCAAAUGCAAGAGCACCGUUUUGCUUGAUUUCCUCCAUGAUACUACUGCCACUAACAAGACUAGAAAGAGUUAG
Messenger RNA from Durio zibethinus, 635 nucleotides. Its product is annotated as protein GL2-INTERACTING REPRESSOR 1-like. Lineage: Eukaryota; Viridiplantae; Streptophyta; Magnoliopsida; Malvales; Malvaceae. The record is from RefSeq and is a predicted model, not a curated record.